CAUGGGCAAUUCACUUUAGCCUUACACAUCCACCGUCAAGUCAGCCUUGCAAUCAGGUAGACAUACAUCACAUACCUAACUCCCUUGCACUCUGACUACGCUUGCGUAUGGUUAUGCCUUGUCGCGCAGCAGAGAGCAGAGAAUCUCUGUUUCGUAGACCCUCGCGCCGGAAUUACACGCCAUCAAAUCCAUUCUUCCCUCCUGAACAUUUCUGACUUUUAUUUUCAGUUACGUGGUAACCAUCAGGUACCGGCCACCCGACAAACCGAGGGCUUUGAAUUUAAUCUUUCAAGAUAAUAUCUAAAGCUUGACGGAAAUCUUAGAACUUGAACCUAAACCUACAACCAACAUUCGAUCCUUUAUUCCGACGUCGAAGUACGAUCCCGGGCGACAUGCCUGACGUAAGUCAACAUGUCUGUCAAUCAAUUACUCGAGGGUGCUUUUAAUAAGCUCCGAGAGUUUCCACAGGAGUCUCAUCUUUGUUGCCCGAGAAUAUCCGACGAAGACGAUGAGAUCUACGAGGAUGUCGAGGCUCCCAGCAAAAUCACCGUCGCCGAAAAGGAAGAGAGAAUCCAACAAGGAAAGGAGAGGCUGAACCAGGCAUAUAUCUGUUCACUUAUAUUGGGUCUCGAGGAAGAAUCGGCGGGAAGCUUAGGCUCCGAGUUUAAGGAGCGGACAAAUGGUUUCCUCAAGUCCUGCGCGACAUGCGUGCGAAACUGGCACAAAGGACGCAAGCCAUUUCUCAAAGACAUUGGCCAAAUCUACGACGACAAUGUAGUCACUGAGAUGGAGGAUCGCUUGAACCAGUUCGAUUUUCUCCGCAUCACCAAAGGCCUCGAGGGUGCUGCUGAGUUCAUCAAUGCUCACAACGGCGUAGCUGGGCAGAGCACUUUUCUUAAGGAAGACCGGGAAGAUUUACUCAUCGCCCUCUACGAGGCCAUCUGCUGUAUGCCAUACUUGAGCUUGCCGGAAAACCGAAAGCAGUUCAACUUCGUAUUUGAAGCGAUCCAGAAGAGAAAGAUUCUUAAGCUAGAUGAGAUCCUCCCGACAAUGACCUUUUUUCUAUUCGACGAGAACGACACUCGUAACCGAUUUGCCGUCCACACCUUCUCUCGACAUCCCUCUGUCACCGAAGAGGACUUUGAGUGGGCAAUCAACGACAACCUCGCAGACGCCAUUUUGAAAGCUAAUGACAUCAAUGCGUCUCCUCAGUUCCUCCUUCGCUUCUGGCAAGGAUUCCUUCACAUAUUAGAUGUGCUCGACGAGAAACUCGUCAUUCAUUCCCUGCGAGGCAUGACCGUGCAGCCGAGCAUAUAUGAAUUAAUGCUCGCCCAAAUGUCUAGAAUUCAUUCAGUCCCCAUUUUAAAGCUGCUUCUCAAGGCAUUCUGCGCCCUGAUACGAAAGUCUCCUAAGGCAUUCUGGGAUGCAUAUAGUCAUUACUCUCACACAGCAGUCGCAGAGCAAAUCCUGGUCAGCCCGGCCUUUAAGUCACUCCUUUUACAGUCGGGAGAGCCUGAUGUGUCCGAGGGUCCAACGGCAAUCUCUUGGGUGAAGUCAUUCGUAGAAUCAAUCCCUACUCAUCAGAAGAGUGAUGUCUGUGAUUCGCUUUUGCACCAUUUCCUGCAAAGGUAUGCACAGGACCCCAACAUGACAUCGGGAGGCAAGGUUGCUUGUACUCUUGUCGCGGUCGAGAUUCUCUCCUCCACCCUGGGAACCUUCGCCUCUCCGAACUACAAGCUGCACGUGUCUUCUUCGACCAUCCAUACGAAUGCGGUCUUGAAUCUAACCUUGAAGUAUAAAGACUUGAUCAUACAGCUUGCCCAACUCCCACCCGACGACCAACAGAAUGCUGCUAUGUCUCAUGCCGGUUUGUCCGUAAUAAAAUACGCUCUCACCUUGGAUUCUCGCAUCAUCGUCGAGGAGUUUAGCGCACUUCAGAACAGUGAUAAACUUGUCCAACGAGAGGUCAAGCGGAAUUCGCCGGGUCUUUGGGAAGCAUUCUUGGAGAUUCUCCAGCCCGGUGCAGAUGAACUUGCUAAGAUAAUGCUAGUUGCUACCGGUCCUCUGAUUGCCGUGGAGAUAUUUCGGCCGGUGAAGAGACAGACCCUAUCACCUACGAAGAAGGAGUUCAAUAUCGAUUUUCAGAAAACUGCCGAAGUCGUGGGUCGGAUGAUUGAAAGAUUAGGCGACUUCAGUGAGUCUACUCUACGACAGCUCUGUUCGGAUCCUUCGACGAUAUUACCUAUCGUGGCUGCUCUUGUCCAUGGCGAGCAAGACAUCAAUCAAGCUGGGGCUUCUUUUAUCAAGACUGUCACGAACGAGAUGAGGAGAACCGACGCCGUACUUAGACUAUUGGAGGGCUAUUUCACCCAUGCCUUAUCGUCCUAUACUUCUAUCGUCACUGAAAUCACCGAGAAGAUGUGUCUCUGGUCACCGCAGUUCAAUGUCAUCCGGUACUCGAGAGACAUUCUCAGUAGUCUCUGCGAUCCGACGUCUGGGAUACUGCGAUCGAAAGAUCUGAAUAACAGAGAGCGUGAAGUGCUUGGUGCUUGGUGGAAUGCACAAUGGAGAUUUCUUGACAACGCCUUCACCCAGACAGAAGAUUGGAGUCGCCUAAUCGACAUGGAAACUAUGAAGAAUUUCUGUCGAGAAGCUAUGGAGUUUGCCGAAGCUCUAUUAGCCCAAGAUGGUCUCCUCGCCUCUGCAUUGAGUUCAGAAUCCGCACAUUCUUCUUCAAUGGACAACGGUGAACAACCUGAAAAGCAAGCCAUGAGGGAUAUUCUCGAACAGCCACGGAAGUAUUCCUUUGGUCUCUGCAAGAUGCUUCGUUUGAAGGAUUUGUACCUCGUCACGGUAAUCGUCAACGUCCUUGGGAAGCUCCUGAGACGUUUAGUGGAGUUUGAUAUCGAACUCCCCUCGCAGGCUCUGACAUUCGUCAAGAAUACCUGCAUUAAGAACAAAGAUGGGCGAUAUAACACCUCGACGAACAUGAAUGAUCGCCAACGUGCUGAGCUGUUGCGAGCCUUGGGUGAAGAUACUCAAGAUGACGUCGAGAUCAUUUCAAUUAAGAAGGCUGAGCCGCACAAACGACAAAGUAGGCUUGAUGCUUGGUCGAAAUCAGCUGAUGACACAUCGGGUACACCAAGUGCACCUAGUAUAUCUCGGAAAGGGAAGAUACCAGUGAAAACGAGCAAGGAUGAUCUCCGCGACAUACUGAAAUCCUCCACUUCAGAGAAGACUAAGUCCACUUUAGACAUAAUCAAAGCUCGCCACGCGGAACGAAAACCCGCGCAACCUGUAGUUAAUGUGGCAUCCAUUCGGGAGAAACGCCAGAAGGAGGCCGAGGAGAAGCGAAAGCGAGAUGCCGAGGUCAUUGCCAGAGCGAAAGCUCUUAGGCAACCUAAACCACUCGUCAGCGGUGAAGGUUCUGGCCUUCAGGGGCUUUCCGGCGUCCAUGGCAAAGAUCAUGCACCACAGAAGAGCGAGAUCAUGGUCAAUUCUUCUUCGGAGGAUGAGGACGACUCAGACGGCGAUGCCGAGUUCUUAGCUCGAUCUGCCGCUGGAAAGAAAGGGGCGAAGGGCGGGCAAUCCGCGAAACCCCACGUGCCUCUCCCGGUGAAGAAGGUGAAGAUUCAACGUUCCGCGAAGGAUAUGCGAGCGCGACUUAUUCCUCCAAUGGACAUACUUCAUCAGGCUAUUCUGGAAUGGGAUAUUUUCCAUAAAGGCAAUGACCCACCUAAUGGCAUAAGAUGCUCUAAGGUCUCUGAUGCCUAUGGAGACCCCCGCGAGUACAAGGAGACCUUCCUACCACUUCUAAUAAAUGAAGCGUGGAGAUCUUUUGUAACAGCUAAAGAUGAAGCAACCUCGAAGCCGUUUGGCAUUAAGAUUGUUAACCGGAUGAACGUUGAUAAGUUCGUCGAAGUUAGUACAGCCAUGCCUAUUAGUGAAAACAAGGAUAGGUUCCUCUCAGAAGGAGACAUCGUCCUAUUCUCACAGGCUGCGAAUCCAUUGGAGGCUACUGAGGACUUGCAUUGUCUUGCUCGUAUCUGGCGUGUUCAGUUCAAGAACGGCAAUUUAGAAGUGCAAUUCCGCUUAAGUGGCCGGGCUGGACCUAUAAUAUCUACGAUGAUGCCCAAGUCCGAGCUCUACGCCGUAAAGAUUACCAAUAUGACCACUAUCGAGCGUGAAUACGCUUCAUUGGAGAGUCUCCAGUAUUACGACUUGAUGCCCGAAGUUCUAGAGGCCAAGCCAUCUCCUAUGCUGAAAUUUAGCCAAGAAGCCGUUGAGAAGAUUAUGGAGAACUACCAACUGAAUCCUGGUCAGGCCAAGGCAAUCUUGAAUGCGAAGGAGAAUGACGCAUUUACUCUAGUUCAGGGGCCUCCUGGAACAGGCAAGACGAAGACGAUCGUAGCAAUGGUUGGGGCUUUACUAACAGGAAAUUUUUCUACGAAUACCGGCACAGCUAUCAAACGACCUACUGGACCGGGUUCGACGGCUAGUAAAGGGCUAUCCAAGAAAUUGUUAGUUUGCGCACCGAGUAACGCUGCUGUAGACGAGUUAGUUCUGCGUCUCAAAAAUGGAGUCAAGUCUACGACUGGAUCUUUCCACAAGGUCAAUGUCUUGCGUCUUGGUCGCACUGAUGCGAUCAACGCCGCCGUAAGAGAUGUCACUUUGGACGAAAUGGUCAAGGCCCGCGUGGAGGGAACCGCGGACCAGAAUAAGGGCCCCAGUUCACGAGACCUAAUGCACCAAGAAGCUGGUAAAAUCAAAUUAGAAUUGGCUGAUCUACGACCACAACUAGAGUCGGCGAGAGCCGUCGGCGAUCGCACGCUGAUAAACCAAUUUCAACGAAAGUUCGACGAGUUGAAGCGUCGCCAGGCUCAGAUUGGCGCAAAGAUUGACGCCGAUAAAGAUAGUGGAAACACGGUUGCCAGAGAGAAUGAAAUCCGACGGCGUCAGAUUCAACAGGAGAUUCUUGAUUCUGCCCAGGUACUCUGUGCGACACUCAGCGGUAGUGGACAUGAAAUGUUCAAGAAUCUGCAAGUCGAGUUCGAGACAGUAAUCAUCGACGAAGCUGCACAGUGUGUUGAACUCAGCGCGCUGAUUCCAUUGAAGUACGGCUGCUCUAAAUGUAUUCUGGUCGGUGAUCCAAAGCAGCUUCCUCCUACAGUGUUGUCACAAUCUGCUGCGCGUUAUGGAUACGACCAGAGUUUAUUUGUUCGUAUGCAGCGUAACCAUCCUGAUGACGUUCAUCUCCUCGACACGCAAUACCGUAUGCAUCCAGAAAUCAGUCUUUUCCCCAGCCAGGAAUUCUAUGAACGACGUCUCUUAGAUGGCGAUGACAUGAGAAAACUACGUCAUCAGCCAUGGCACCAGAGUGCGCUGUUGGGUCCCUACCGCUUCUUCGACGUUAAGGGUAUCCAAGAUAAAGGUCGCAAGGGCCAGUCACUAAUCAACUUGGAAGAACUCAAGGUUGCCAUGCAACUGUAUGAGAGGUUAAUGACAGACUACCCAAAUGCCGAUUGGAAGGGAAAGAUCGGUAUUAUUACUCCCUACAAGGCUCAACUAUUCGAGCUGCGUGAUCAGUUCUCUCGUCGAUACGGAGAGAAGAUUAAAGAGUACAUCGAAUUCAAUACCACGGACGCUUUCCAGGGCCGUGAGUGCGAGAUCAUCAUCUUCUCUUGCGUUCGAGCCAGUCCUACUGGUGGUAUUGGUUUCAUGACUGACAUUCGACGUAUGAAUGUUGGUCUAACUCGAGCAAAGUCUUCUCUAUUCAUUCUUGGAGAUUCGAGAGCUCUAGUCCAAGGUGAAUUCUGGAACAAGCUCAUCGAAGAUGCCAAGAUUCGAGAUCGCUACACGGCUGGCGAUGUCCUCUCUUUGCUGAGAAGACCUGGGGCCAAAUUGCCGCCCACUAGUUUUGAUACUCAGCCAACGCCCGCCCAGACUCUCCCUCAGCCUAUGGAUACUUCGGAUCCCAGCUCGAAGCAAUCUAGUCGGGCCAGUAGCAAUGAAGAUGUAGUCAUGGAGGAUGCACCACCUUCGAAUCGGGCACCUAAGAAGAAACCGACACCCCAGUUACCACAGACGUACACUGUCCUUGAACGACAGGAGCCUCGAACCUCAACGGACAACUCAGCUAUGGCGGGAUAUGGCGGGCUCAAUGAGAGAGGCGAGACCGCUACCGUCAAUCGUUCAUCUGAACGUCCUGUAAUCCACCAGUCGGGUCAAAAACGGCCUAGAGAUGGCAGUGAGGAUGGUAAAGCGCCGAAGAGGGUAAGAUACAUGAACGCAAAAAGAUAUUUGAAAAAAUCACUAACUUUGGGUAAUAUAGGUUGCCAGCACAAAUGUUCCCAGAGCGCCGCCGAGCGCCCCCCGAAACAUGCCGCAGCCCCAAGACCCUUCAGCAAUGGCCGUUUUGGGCAUGACACCAAAGCCCGCUUCGUCUUCUCACAAUCCCCCUCCUGGCCCCUCGAAUGCUCCUAGGGGCCCAUCUGGUUCUGGGCCAUCUCGGCCGAUCCCACCUCGAAGACGACCACCUCCUUCCGAUCCCUUCAUCAGACGUAAACCCAAACCUCCCCAGUAAUACCCC
Molecule: messenger RNA, 6589 nt
Organism: Annulohypoxylon truncatum
Lineage: Eukaryota; Fungi; Ascomycota; Sordariomycetes; Xylariales; Hypoxylaceae
Product: SEN1 N terminal-domain-containing protein
Exons: 3
Coding region: 412-6483 (2023 amino acids)
Biological process (GO): termination of RNA polymerase II transcription
Cellular component (GO): nuclear body
Molecular function (GO): helicase activity; transcription termination site sequence-specific DNA binding
Source: RefSeq, a predicted model, not a curated record